CCCGCCUCCUUCCCGGCGCGUCCUUCGCGGCCUCCAGCCCUCCGGGGGGGGAACGAUCCCUGGCCUACGGGUCCACGCGGCGAGGGAGCUGCGGAACCUAAAUUGGUAAUAAAUCAGUAAGAAACAAAUAUUACAUUCACUCAGUGAAAAGUAUCAUGUCUAAGCUCAACAUAUAUUGGAGCCACACAUGGACAUCCCUGCCUCCUCCACUAAGAACAGAAAAUGAACAAAUCCCAGGAACAAGUGUCAUUCAAAGAUGUAUGCGUGGACUUCACCCAGGAAGAGUGGUAUCUGCUGGAUCCUGCUCAGAAGAUACUAUACAGAGACAUGAUGCUGGAAAAUUACAGCCACCUUGUCUCAAUAGGGUAUUGCAUUACUAAGCCAGACGUGAUCAUCAAGAUAGAGCAAGGAGAAGAGCCCUGGAUAUUAAAGCAAGGAUUCCCAAGCCAGUGCCACCCAGAAGACUGGGAAGUUGAUGACCUAAUAGAGAGCAGCCAAGAAAAUGAAGAUGGGCAUUUUUGGCAAUUUGCUCUCACCACCAACAAAACAUUAAAUAUACAUGGUGGUGAUAGAGUAAGGAAAACUUUCAAUCUGGGUAAAGACUGUGUUCCUUCAAGAAAUUUUUCAUAUAAGAUAUGUGCCUCUUGUGAAAUGAGUUUGAAGAAUAUUUCGGACUUAAUUAUUAGUAGAAAGAACUAUUCUGGAACAAAACCUGAUAAGUUUAAUUUACAUGAGAAAUUGCUCCUUGAUGUUGGUCAUAAGAAAACUCCUACUGGAGGGAAAUCUUAUAACUAUGAUCAAGAAAGGAAUAUCCUUAGUCAUGGCCAGGAUCUUACUCAGUUAAUUUUUGACCAGCCUUCUGAGUAUAAUGAAAAUGGACAAGGCUUACAAGAAGAGGAAGCCUUUUUCUCAAACAAGAGAGCUCAGAUAGGAGAGACACUCUGUGAAUAUAAUGAAUGUCAAAGAACUUUCAUUCAAAAUUUAAAGCUCAGUUUAUCUCAGAGAACUCAUUUAGAAAGGGACCCAUAUGAAUGCAGUAUUUGUGGGAAUUCCUUCUAUAUGGAUUUAACAUUGGGACAUCAGAGAGCUCUUACAGGGGAGAAUCCUUAUGAAUAUAAUGAAUAUCAAAUUUUCGGUGACAAUUCAACUUUCAUUAUUCAUCCAAGAACUUACACAGGGAAAAUUCCCCAUGAAUAUAAAGUAAGUCACAAAACGGGGGCGAAAUCAGCCCUCUUUAAACAUCAGAUAGUACAUGUGGGAACAAUAUCUUAUGAGCACAAAGAGAAUGGAAAUAAUUUCAACAAGAAGUCACAUCUCACCCAACCUCGAAGAGCUCACUCAGGAGAAAAAAAUUUUGAAUGUGCUGAAUGUGGAAAAACAUUUUGGGAGAAGUCAAACCUCACUCAACAUCAGAGAACACACACAGGAGAGAAACCCUACGAAUGUGCUGAAUGUGGGAAAUCCUUUUGUCAGAAACCACACCUUACCAACCAUCAACGAACACAUACAGGAGAAAAACCUUAUGAAUGUAACCAGUGUGGAAAAACAUUCUGUGUGAAGUCAAACCUCACUGAACAUCACAGAACACACACAGGAGAGAAACCCUAUGAAUGUAACACAUGUGGAAAAUCCUUCUGCCACAGGUCAGCACUAACUGUACAUCAGAGAACACAUACAGGAGAGAAACCCUUCAUAUGUAAUGAAUGUGGAAAAUCCUUUUGUGUGAAGUCAAACCUCAUUGUACAUCAAAGAACUCACACAGGAGAGAAACCGUAUCAAUGUAAUGAGUGUGGGAAAACCUUCUGUGAGAAAUCAGCUCUUACUAAGCAUCUCAGAACUCACACAGGGGAGAAACCCUAUGAGUGUAAUGGAUGUGGGAAAACCUUUAGUCAAAGAUCAGUACUCACUAAACAUCAGAGAAUUCACACAAGGGUGAAAGCUCUUUCAACAUCCUGAAUGUUCAGAAACCUUUGUCCACCCUUUCAAGUUCAUUAUUCACUUUUUAAAUAUAAGAUUAGUGAAACCCAAAGAACAUCACAAGUUACUCAAAAGUUAUGUAUUAUUGCACUUCAGAUAAUUAACACAUUAAGUGCCCAGCCUGUUUUGACUUCCGGACAGAAAGUAUAGUGUCAGUCACCAGUGACUGACUGGGCGUGUAACGUGUUAAUAUUAGAAUAAAAUCUUAUUAAUGUUUUAAAUAUUUGGAAGCUUUUAAGAAAAAAUAAAUUAAUUGUUAGAAAAGUUGUACUGAGGAAAAAUUUGUUCAUUUAAGUUAUAUGGUAAAAAUCUUUGUAGAGAAUUUAUGUUGUCUAGUAUCAUAUUC
Molecule: messenger RNA, 2323 nt
Organism: Eptesicus fuscus (big brown bat)
Lineage: Eukaryota; Metazoa; Chordata; Mammalia; Chiroptera; Vespertilionidae
Gene: ZNF248
Product: zinc finger protein 248
Exons: 6
Coding region: 223-1956 (577 amino acids)
Biological process (GO): regulation of transcription by RNA polymerase II
Molecular function (GO): RNA polymerase II cis-regulatory region sequence-specific DNA binding; DNA-binding transcription factor activity
Source: RefSeq, a predicted model, not a curated record